Messenger RNA from Phanerochaete carnosa HHB-10118-sp, 219 nucleotides. RefSeq lists its product as uncharacterized. The record is from RefSeq and is a predicted model, not a curated record. Lineage: Eukaryota; Fungi; Basidiomycota; Agaricomycetes; Polyporales; Phanerochaetaceae. The coding region runs from base 1 to 219 and encodes 72 amino acids. The transcript has 3 exons.
AUGACCCCGUACCGCUCAAGCCAGUGCAUUUCUUCAGCGCUGAGUGGAAGCUCGGCCACCAGUGGCAAGACACUGUUCUACGGAUCCGCAAGCCAAGAAGAGACCUUCACGCUUCCGUUGCUCCAUCAUGCUCACGACCACGUCCUGAAGUCGUCCCUUUUCGGCUCUCAGAUAAUACCAACAGCGUCUGUAACGACAGUUGCAUCGACAUCCGCAUGA